CAAUAUUUCCAGACCGUUUAAAAAAUCCGUAUUGGCCAACCCCAACUGGCAUUAUAGUUCGGUUCGCGGUGUAUUUGGUGCGUGGCUUUUCAGUGGUUUAAAUGAAUAAUUUUCGUACUUUAGUGAAAGAAACUUACUAAAGAGCAGUUAAGGAACUGGCUGGAAUAAGUGCCCAACCCCAACAUUCGAUUUUUUGGUAAGCAGAAGGAAUUCACACACCGGUAAACUGGCAAGUGAAAUGCAUCUUGUUCCCAGCCGCGGAAAUUGUGCACCAUAAUCAACCACUAUCACGCAAUAAAGAGAAUUUGCACAGCAGCACAGAAAACUCGUGUGAGUGUGAGAGAAUAUCAAAAAGAGCAAAUAAAUAACGCUCGAGAUUGCGCGAGCAGAAGUAAAUAAGUACGAGUUAACUCAUUCGCAGUGAUUUAGUUUGAAGCCAAGCUUCAACGUGUUUGCAACGUUGUUCUUUUGCAGUAAGUGCUUCGUCUUGUGCUUAAAAGGAUAAUUCUCCAGCCAUCCAGCUACCGUUAGCUGGUCAAAGUGUGAAGUGUGCGAUAAUUUAUCCUACAAACGAUUCGGGGGGAAAAUAAGAAAAAAAGUGAAGUAAUUAAAAAAUUACUACUGGCAAUUAGCGGUUAAAAGUUGUGGAAAUACAAAUUUCGUUUUUCAUAGAUCGCACGCUGGAAAAAGUUUGUGUGAUCAAGCAGUGAAAGAUUGCGGGAUUUUGUUCGUAGUAAAAUCCUUUGAUCGAAUUGUGAACCUCAACCGAGCCACCUGCUGCUGCCGACUGUUCUGCUUAGUUCACUUCUGGACGUGCUCCUGAGAAGGUGUUUCAAGUGUGAUCUUGCGGGAAAAAAACUGUGGAGCUGUAACUAGCAACUGCCACCUAGCAGGAGUCAAGGUUUCUUGGGCAAUUCAGUACUAAUUGAACGCAUCUGGUAAGGACCUAUAAUCCUAACCACUCAGAGGGUGCCGGAGACAAGCACAGCGCAUAGCAGCACCGCCAUUCCUUCCCGUGGAAAACGUUCCCACAAGAAAAAAGCACGACGCAACCAAAACGCAACGAUGCCAGCUCGCUUCGAAGAUGUCACUACUGACACCCGCCGUGGUGUCCCCCGGGACCUGGGGGGACAGUACGAUGGCUGUCAGAUUCGGGAUGACAUCUGCAUCACAGGCUUCUCGGGCCGCCUGCCGGAGAGCUCCAACAUCGAGGAGUUCAAGCGCAAUCUGAUGGAGGGCAUCGAUAUGGUCAAUGACGACGACCGGCGGUGGCCGAAGGGUCUGUACGAGCUGCCCACCAGGAUUGGUAAAAUAAAGAACGAAGAUUUGCAAAAUUUGGACGCGGAAUUUUUCAAAAUCCACCAGAAACAGGCGGAAUGUAUGGAUCCGCAGAUGCGAAUGCUGCUUGAGUGUACCUAUGAGGCUAUCAUUGAUGCGGGCAUCAACCCUCAGGAGAUUCGAGGCAGUCGCACUGGUGUAUAUAUUGGAUGCUCGAAUUCGGAAACAGAGCAACAUUGGUGUGCCGAUCCGGACUUGGUCAAUGGGUACGGUUUAAUCGGUUGCGCACGAGCCAUGUUUGCCAAUCGGCUGUCCUAUACGUUCGACUUCAAAGGUCCCAGCUAUGCAGUCGAUACGGCUUGUUCGAGUUCCCUCAUCGCGAUGUCGACUGCUUUCGCAGACAUGAAGGCUGGGCACUGCGAUGCGGCUAUCGUUGCCGGCUGUGGACUGAUUCUCAAGCCAACUAUGUCCCUCCAAUUCAAAAGAUUAAACAUGUUGGGUAAAGACGGUACGUGCAAGGUUUUCGAUGAAUCUGGUAAUGGGUACGUACGUUCGGAUGGCUGCGUCGUUACGUUUUUGCAGCGUGCCUCCGAUUCACGACGCAUUUAUGCAAGUGUUUUAAAUGUUCGAAUCAACACUGACGGAUAUAAGGAGCAGGGCAUCACGUUCCCUAAUGGGCAAAUGCAAAAGCGUCUAAUCACGGAGACUUACGAGGAAAUCAACCUAAAUCCCGCGGAUGUUGUUUACGUAGAGGCACACGGAACCGGAACUAAAGUAGGCGAUCCACAAGAAGUGAACGCUAUCACGGAUUUCUUCUGCAAGGAUCGCAAGACUCCGCUGUUGAUCGGAUCGGUAAAGUCCAACAUGGGUCACUCGGAACCCGCUUCCGGUGUGUGUUCGAUUGCAAAAAUGUUAAUUGCCAUGGAGGAAGGUAUCAUUCCCGGAAAUCUGCAUUACAAGAGCACUAAUCCGGAUUUGUACGGUUUGAUGGACGGUCGGGUGAAGGUUGUGGAUCGAAACAUGCCCUGGAAUGGAGGAAUCGUAGGGUUGAACUCUUUCGGCUUUGGAGGCGCCAAUGCGCACGUUAUCUUGAAGUCAUACCCAAAACCAAAACCAAUAAGCCCGAAAAAUGGAUUCCCCAAAUUGGUUCUCGCUUCAGGACGUACUGACGAAGCGGUGGAAGCGUUCCUUGAAGCGGCCGAAAAGAAUAAAGACGAUGAGGAGUUGGUUGGAAUUGUGAAUGAAAUCCACAGCAAGAAUAUUCCGUUACAUUCGAACCGCGGUUACACCGUUGUUGGGGAUGGUCAGGUGGUUCGCGAAGUUCUGGAUGUAAAUGACGACAAGCGUCCAAUUUGGUUCAUCUAUUCCGGUAUGGGAUCGCAAUGGGCUAGCAUGGCGAAGCAAAUGAUGCAAGUUGAGGUUUUCAGCAACAGCAUUCAUCGCUGCGCUGAGGCACUCCGACCGGAAGGCAUCGAUUUGGUCGAUAUUUUAACCAAGAGCGAUGAGGGCACCUUCGAGAAUAUUUUGAAUUCGUUCAUAUCGAUUGCUGCAGUGCAGGUCGCACUGACCGACGUUCUGAACUAUAUUGGUAUCAGUCCGGAUGGAAUGGUGGGACAUUCGGUGGGAGAAUUGGGUUGUGCCUACGCUGAUGGUUGUUUCACUCCGGAGCAAACGGUACUGGCCGCUUACUGGAGAGGUCGAAGCAUUUUGGAUACUCAACUGAUUAAAGGUCAGAUGGCAGCUGUCGGUUUGUCGUGGGAACAGUGUAAGGAACGACUACCGAGUGACAUCAUAGCGGCGUGCCACAACAGCAGCGACAGCGUGACGAUUUCUGGUCCCGUUGAUUCGGUAUCUAAGUUCAUCGGCGAGCUAAACGCCGAAGGAAUAUUCGCCAAGGGAGUUAAAUCUUCGAACAUUGCCUUCCACAGUCGGUAUAUUGCUGACGCGGCGCCGAAGUUGCGCAAAUCUCUCGACAAAAUUAUUCCUAACCCGAAAAACCGUUCACCACGCUGGAUCAGUACCAGUAUCCCUGAAGAAGCUUGGAAAACUCCACUAGCUCAACAAUCAUCGGCAGCGUAUCAUGUUAACAAUUUGCUGUCGUCGGUACUGUUCUCUGAAGGUCUGCAACAUGUGCCGGCCAAUGCAAUUUGCAUCGAAAUCGCCCCUCAUGGUUUGCUGCAAGCCAUUCUGAAGCGAGCUCUUGGUAAGGAUGCAACAAAUCUCAGCCUAAUGAAACGCGGCCACGAUAAUAAUGUAAUCUUCAUGUUGAGCAACAUUGGAAAAUUAUACGCUGCUGGAGCACAACCACAGGUGAAUAAACUAUACCGUCCCAUCACAUACCCGGUAGGCCGAGGAACACCGAUGUUGAACUCCCUCAUCAAAUGGGACCAUUCGACUAAAUGGUUCCUGGCCAAGUUUGGAGUGGAAAAUAAAUCUGGCGAAACUAUUAUUGAUGUCAACCUGGACAAACCGGACGAUGCGUACCUUGCGGGACAUACCAUUGAUGGCCGUGUGUUGUUCCCUGCAACCGGUUACAUGACAUUGGCCUGGCGUACCUUUGCCAAGAUGCGCGGUGCUGAUAUGGACAAGACCCCGGUCGUAAUCGAGAACGCUGUUUUCCAUCGGGCCACCAUUUUGCCGAAGGAGGGAUCUGUAAAGUUCGGUAUCAAUUUCUUUGACGGCACUGGAGCGUUUGAAAUCUGUGAAGGUGGUUCGCUAGCGGUUUCGGGUAAAAUUUCAAUCCCCGAAAAGGUAGAAAAUGAAGAACUUAAUCUAUACAAACUGGAUGAAGAUAAGUCUGGAAUUCCGAUGAACACUAGCGAUGUGUACAAGGAACUGCGUCUGCGAGGGUAUGACUACGGCGGUAUUUUCCGAGGUGUAACCAAAGCCGACGGAAAAGCAAUUAACGGUGAGUUACAGUGGAAGGACAACUGGGUAAGCUUCAUGGAUACCAUGCUGCAAUUCAGCAUCUUGGGAAAGAACAUGCGAGAAUUAUAUUUGCCCACUAGAAUCGAAAAAAUCAUUAUCAAUCCAGCUCGGCACAUGGAUAUAAUGAACGAAUUGAAGUCGAAAAAUCUCGACGUCCCGAUCAGUGUUUAUCGAAACAUUGACGUCAUUAAAAGUGGAGGAGUGGAAAUGCGUGGACUAAAGGCCACACUUGCUCCGAAACGUAGUGGAACUCAAGCACCACCAACGAUUGAAAAAUAUGUCUUUGUACCUAAUAACAACGAAAAAGAUUUAGCUGAAAGCGGCGAAAAAGCCAGAUUGCGCGCAAUAACGGCCGCAGUUCACAUUGCCAUUGAAAACAGUGCCGGUGCGCUGAAGUUGAAGGUUGCCGAAGCCUGUUUCCAGCGUGCCCCGGAAAAUACCGCUGCCGGAAUAGUUCAAGCUAUAAUCGAAGGAGAACCGACACUGGUCAGCGAUGUUGCUGUUGUUACUAAUUAUCAACCGGAUAGUUUGACUCAGCAUUACGGUGAAAGCGGUGUUCGGGUUGUUCCAAAGGAUGCUACCGCAGCAGCCAUCGAGCAAGGCUGCCAUUUAGUAAUCUCUUACGACAUUCUCGGUAACUCGGAUGGACAAACCAUUCUCGGUCACCUACGCGAGUCCAUUCGUGACGAUGGUUUUAUUCUCUUGGAGGAAUCUCGCACAAGCUUCGACAGUACCAAGAAGGGUAAAGCACUGUUUGAUGCUCUUUCGUUGACUAUUGUCUCCUAUCAGUUCUGCGAAAAGAAGGUGUUUGUGCUGUUGCGCCCUGCCGUAAAUUACGAACAACGCAAGCAUACUGUCAUUCAGGUAACGGAAAAGAACUUUUCAUGGCUGGAAAGUCUGAAAGCUGCCCUCGCUAAGGCCGAAGAAACGAACACGUUCGUAUAUUUGAUUUGCCAGGGAGAAGAACUAUUUGGUGCGCAAGGAUUCAUCAAUUGUAUCAAAAAUGAAGCAGGUGGUAAAUAUGCUCGCAUGAUUUUCAUCCAGGACAAACGGGCGGAAAAAUUCUCGCUGACCGGAAAGUUUUACGCCGACCAGCUGCGCAAGGAUUUGAUUUGCAACGUUGUAAAUGGCAGCGGUGUCUGGGGAACGUUCCGUCAUCUCCGGUUGGAUAAUCAAGCUAACACUCCGUCGUUACCGGUCGAGCAUUCCUACGUGAAUGCGCUCACCAAGGGUGAUCUAGCUAGCUUGAAAUGGAUUGAGGGUACGCUGUCUCGCGACAGGCCUGAUCCGAAGGACAAGCGCGUUGAACUGUGUACCGUGUACUAUGCACCGAUUAAUUUCCGUGAUGUCAUGCUUUGCUCAGGAAAGCUCGGUGUCGACGCUCUACCCGGUGAUCUUCCCACGCAGGAUUGUAUUCUUGGCUUAGAGUUCGCAGGUCGUGACUCUGCCGGUCGGCGUAUUAUGGCCAUGGUUCCGGCAAAAUCAUUGGCAACAACCUGUAUUGCUCAUCGCAACAUGAUGUGGGAAAUUCCGGACAACUGGACCAUGGAACAAGCGUCCACGGUGCCGUGUGUCUAUUCAACCGUCUACUAUGCGCUGGUCGUCCGUGGUCGCAUGAAGGCUGGUGAAUCCAUCUUGAUCCAUGCUGGAUCAGGAGGUGUAGGUCAAGCUGCUAUUUCGGUUGCACUGGCCGGAGGAUUGACCGUCUUCACAACCGUCGGCAGUAAGGAAAAACGAGACUUCCUGAAGCGAACCUUCCCGAAAUUGCAGGACAAGAAUAUCGGCAACUCGCGAGACUGUUCGUUUGAACAGAUGGUGAUGCGUGAAACGCAGGGCCGCGGUGUCGAUUUGGUACUGAAUUCGCUGGCAGACGAAAAACUACAGGCUUCAGUACGGUGCUUGGGUUUGAACGGACGGUUUCUCGAAAUCGGCAAGUUUGAUUUGAGCAAUAACAGUCCGCUGGGAAUGUCAGUGUUCUUGAAAAAUACUUCGUUCCAUGGUAUUUUGGUGGACAGUAUAAUGGAUGGCGACGAGGAAACACUCAGCCAGGUGACGAAGUUGGUUUCCGAAGGUAUCAAAUCGGGAGCUGUACGACCGUUGCCGACAAGUGUAUUCGGAGAUCAACAAGUAGAGCAAGCAUUCCGCUUUAUGGCAUCCGGUAAGCACAUUGGUAAAGUUGUUCUCAAAAUUCGAGAUGAAGAGAAAGCGAAAACGGUAGUUCCCCCGCCAAAACUGGUGGCAUCGAUACCACGAACGUACAUGCACAAGGAGAAGAGUUACAUUCUGAUUGGAGGUCUGGGAGGCUUUGGAUUGGAACUUGCCAAUUGGUUGGUGUCACGAGGCGCCACAAAAAUUGUACUAACUUCGCGAAGUGGAAUUCGCACCGGAUAUCAAUCCUUAAUGAUCCGUCGGUGGCAGGAACGUGGCGUUACCGUUUCGAUUGAUACUAAUGAUGUGACCACCCUCAAGGGUGCACAAAAGCUGUUACAAGAAGCGAAAAAACUGGGUCCAGUUGGAGGCGUUUUCAAUUUGGCAGCUGUACUUCGAGACGGAUUACUAGAAAACGGCACGGAAGCCGACUUUAAGACUGUUUGCGUACCAAAGGUUGACGGAACAAAGAAUCUAGAUCAAGCUACUCGUGAAUUGUGUCCUGAUUUGGACUACUUCAUUUGCUUCUCCAGUGUAUCCUGCGGAAGAGGUAAUAUCGGUCAAGUGAAUUAUGGUCUUGCGAAUUCGGCUAUGGAGCGAAUCUGUGAGGCCCGGCAGUCGGUUGGUUUACCCGGAACUGCGAUCCAGUGGGGAGCUAUUGGUGAUACCGGAUUGGUAUUGGAGAAUCUCGGUGACAACGAAACGGUUAUCGGUGGUACUUUGCCACAGCGUAUGCCUUCUUGUCUGCAAACAAUCGACUUCUUCUUGCAGCAGCCAUGCCCAGUACUGGCAUCGAUGGUGGUGGCCGAAAAACGAAAGGCCGAAACUGGCGGCGUUGGAUUGGUCAGUUGCAUCGCAAACAUUCUUGGGUUGAAGGAUACAAAGAAUGUGUCUGAUUCGUCCAGUUUGGCCGACCUCGGAAUGGAUUCACUCAUGGGCGCAGAAAUUAAGCAGACCCUUGAGCGAAACUUUGACACGGUCAUGAGCGCAGCGGACAUCCGAAUGCUUACAUUCGGAAAGCUGAAAGCAUUAGAAAGCGGCGGCGGGGAUACAGGUGCCGGAAGCGGUGCUCCGACAGCGGCAAGCCCAGAACCUAAACAUCAAGACCAGAAUGGAAUUGGAGAUGGAACACAAGUUAAAUUCAGUGCCGAACUUAUGCCAACACAAUGCUUGGUCCGAUUGGCUUCCAAAGCUCCAGCGACAAGCAAAGACAAACCAGUGUUUAUGGUACAUGCCAUUGAAGGGGUGAUCACAUCCCUCAUUCCGUUAGCCGAGACACUCCCCGUCCCCGUGUAUGGCCUGCAAUGUGUUGCCGAAGCUCCGCUAGAAUCUCUCGAAGCCCUUGCCGGCUUUUACAUCAAACAAAUCCGUACAAUUCAGCCGAAGGGCCCCUACUCAAUUCUUGGAUAUUCUUUCGGUGCGUCGAUUGCGUACGAAAUAGUCGCUCAACUAGAAAAAGCCAAAGAAACCUGCCGACUGAUUCUGCUGGACGGAUCGCCACGGUACGUAAGUUGGUAUACCGAAGCUCAGAAGCAGCGCAAUGCCAACGGAGAAGUGGUGCAAGCAGAGGAUGAAGCCUACGCAUUAGCGUACUUUGGCAUGGUUUGUGGCAAUUUGGACUACGGUAAAACCGCACACGAGCUUAUGAUUCCAAAGACAUGGGAAGCACGAUUGCAGAAAUGCGCCGAACUGGUCCGAGCGAAGAUGCCUCAAUAUUCUCAGCAGCUGCUUGAAACGACAGCCAAGUCGUUUGUGCACAAAAUUGUCGCCAGUCAUCUGUACAAACCUUCCUCCAAAAUUAACGCUCCCGUUAAGCUUGUGAAGCCAGUGGAAAACUAUGCUAAACUGCAAGGAGACUACGGUCUAUCUGAGCUCUGCAACAAAGAAGUAAAAGUCACGACGGUCAAGGGUGAUCAUCGAUCCAUGCUGGCAGGCGACUCUAUGGUGGAGAUUUCCAAGCUGCUUUUGGAACUGAAUUAAAUCCAAGAACUUCGUGCCGUAAAUAGCCACAGCAAACGCACUAGCUCGCAUCUCACAUAGAAAAAACAUGUCAUUCCAAGCACAGCGCUAAGAAAGUGAAUAGUUUAACUUAUUUUACGCAGUUUCUAUACGGUGUACAUUACUAUCCUUGUUCGCUUUAAUUUUACCCUUAGAAUACGGAAUGUUUAGAACAAAUGUCGGACAUAAGAUAGGAUAGGAUAUUUUAAAAGGACAACCAAUUAACAGAUAUGAAAGAAAAUUUACAUAAAUUCUAGCCAACAGGUCCAUUUAUUGCUAGAAUUGAUGUCAACUUUCUUUAUCAAUGUUUAACAAAAUCUGAUGUGAUCUUUCCGAAGACCUUAGGUAGCUACACAAACAUUACAGUAAAAAAAGAGAGUCCGAAUCUACGACAGGAACAUUUAGGUUAAGAUUUUGAUCCUUUGAUUAAUGGAUGUAAAACCAGUUUACGCAUUGGAUGAUGACAUUCCACGCUAGAAUAAUCUUACGGCAGAUCUUCGUGUAGGGGAUUAGAUUCCUUUAAAAUUCAGAUACUGGAUUUUAAACUUUAUAUUUGUAUCUAGAAACUAUAAAAGUUGUUUUAUAACACUUGAAUGGUAAAUAUAAUUAUGAAAACAAAUAAAUAAUUUAUUUUGAUAAUUGAACAUUAUUGGCGUACCAAACUGAUUCUGUCUUAGACAUAUAAUAUACCCAACGAUAUUAAACAUCAAGAACUCUAACCGAUAUAAAAGAAAACAAUUUUACAAAACAAGGGGCAUCCAGGUUUAGUCACGUAAGAACUAGCAUGUUAGCCGUAUAGGCAUUCUCUCAUCUCAAAGCAAAUUGGAAAAUACUAGACGACGGUGAAUUAUUGAUAAAAGAUACUCAAACCAUAAAACUAAAUAAAGAGUCUUCGCACAAUCUCACAUGUAUUUCAGCACCAACAACCAAUGCACGUAGAGCAAGCCCAAGGUUAUGGAAAUACUGUAGUAGUAGCUAAUCAGGAUUCCUUUGCCUUAAUUUUUCCCAAUCCCAGAAUUACGUAAAUUACUAGUAACUGGUAACAGCUACACACAAUCCCAUAUAUAUUCCGAUGCACAGGGAGUUUAUAAGCGCGAAUUAAGAUCAGAAAUUAUCCCUUGGGUGUGAAACGUAUUGAAGUGUAAACAUUGUACAUUUACUUAAAUAGUUGUACAACACAGCGUAUUUUGAGCACGAAUAAAACAUUCUCGCGCGUAAUGAUGUUGU
This is a messenger RNA of Sabethes cyaneus, 9579 nucleotides long. It is a transcript of the gene FASN1, whose product is annotated as fatty acid synthase. Gene Ontology annotation, molecular function: phosphopantetheine binding; 3-oxoacyl-[acyl-carrier-protein] synthase activity; fatty acid synthase activity. Bases 1066 to 8334 code for a protein of 2422 amino acids. The transcript is spliced from 10 exons. The record is from RefSeq and is a predicted model, not a curated record. Lineage: Eukaryota; Metazoa; Arthropoda; Insecta; Diptera; Culicidae. Gene Ontology annotation, biological process: fatty acid biosynthetic process.